This is a messenger RNA of Alternaria postmessia, 1377 nucleotides long. RefSeq lists its product as uncharacterized. NCBI's taxonomy places the organism in Eukaryota, Fungi, Ascomycota, Dothideomycetes, Pleosporales, Pleosporaceae. The transcript is spliced from 2 exons. The record is from RefSeq and is a predicted model, not a curated record. The coding region runs from base 1 to 1377 and encodes 458 amino acids.
AUGGCAUCAAAUCAUUCCCGCAGCGCGUCGGAUGAGAACCACAACUCAAUGGCCUACGUUCUCGAACACGUCUUACAGUACCCCGGAAGCUACGACAUCCCCCUCAAAACCAUGUACGAGCUCAACCGUGUGGACCGCGCCCAACCAUUCCCCAAGAGCCUGGCCAAGUCCGGCAGCACAUCACCAGUCUCCAGCCAAUUCGCAUGGAACCCUACCGAAGCUGCCGCCAUGAGCUUUACCUCAUCUUUGAUGAACCAGCUCAAAGCAUUACCCACACGGACCAGCGCACUCCCACCCGCUUUCAUCGUAAACUUUGUCAGCCGGACCUUCAUGCCUGAGCCAGCUGAUGUUGACUGGAGCCAAGCCUUGACAGCUCUCGACUACCUCAAAGAUCUCGAGACGCGCCGACGGAGGGAAAUGGCCACCACCUUCGAGGCCCUUGAUGUCCACAGGGACACAUGGGAUGCCGACAUGGCCCGUGUAGCCGAAAAGGCACCGGGCAUUGCACUCUGGAUCAACAAUCUUGAGGGCAAGAACCGAAAAGCUGAGUCGUACUACGCUCAGCUCUGGGUCGGACUCCGCCGAUGGAUCAUGAUCAAUCACCUUUCAGAUGAAGAGUUCAACAAGCUCAACUGCAUCAGCUAUCUCAACACCCUCUUCCCUCCUGUUCACGGCCAGACCAAGCUUCCUUCACAGUUCCUGAACCACGAAGCCCUGAAAGAAGAGCGCCAGAUCUUCUUCGAACUGAUUAGUCAGGUGCAAAAGAGAGGACCUGAUGUCUUGCUGCCCCUGAUCAACAGGGACAAACGUCCCGAAGAUCGAACCGGUUGGCCCACUGUCCAGAGGAUUGUCGACAAGUACCUCCGAGUUGCCCAGAAUAUGAUUCAAGACUGCAUAGCCACCCAUGGACCCGAGUCUUUUGAUCGCUACAUGAACGGACCCGGAAAAGAGAAGAAGCAUGAUUCUGGUGUGAGCUUUGGUUCCGAACGCCGGCCCAGUGUAGGCUCCAGCAUGCAUGGCGAGCAGGCAUCCGAACCCAUGCAAAGCUAUGCCCCGGCCCCCAAGGGCCUCAGCAAGCUCGAGAGGAUUACUCGCGAGUUCAAGCGCAUGCGAGUCAAGCCCCGGCCCGAAGUGGAAGAGAUAACGCAAUUCAGCCAGCGGGCCGCUGCUGACUACGUCCCCCCGACCGGUGAGAAUGCUGGGAAGAAGUCGCUCAAGAAGGCCCGAUCAUUAGCAAGUCUCAAGUUUGGCAACGGCAGCUCUGCAUCUCUGUCCAGCAGAAAGGGCAGCGAUUCUAUGCCAUUCGACGCAAACGAGAUGAAGAAGCACCGAAUGAUGUACGAGGCGUCAGUCAGCAAGAGCACCACCCAGGCGUAG